AAUAUUUUUAAAGAUGGAAACAUUGAGCUGAAACUACCCAGAUUCGAAGACAGGAAAAUUUUACCAUACACAGAAACUUUCAUAAGUGAAAUAUUCAGACAUGUCUCUUUUCUUCCAUUUACUAUUCCACAUUGUACUGCAGCAGACACUACUCUGAAUGGCUAUUUCAUUCCCAGGAAAACUUGCACCUUUAUUAACAUGUAUCAAGUAAACCAUGAUGAAAUUAUUUGGGAUAAUCCUAACUUAUUUAGACCUGAGAGAUUUCUAAAUGAAAACAGAGAACUGAGUAAAAGUCUCAUUGAGAAAAUUUUGAUAUUUGGAAUGGACAUCUGGAAGUGUCUGGGAGAAGAUGUUGCACAGAAUGAGAUAUUCAUUUUCAUCACUACUGUUCUGCAGCAGCUCAAGCUGAAAAAAUGCCCCAGAGCCCAGCUAAACCUAACUCCUACAUAUGGGUUAGCCAUGAGGCCAAAACCAUACCAAAUCCAAGCAGAACUUUAUGCCUCAGGUAGUUCAUCUGCUUAGAUUCUUGGAAUGAGUGGUAGGUUUCUUAUUUAAUUCAGAAAAAUAGAUGAUUUGAGUUUAUUUAACUAGCAAUGUAUAGUUCACAUUCCUGAGCUACUCUAUUAAAUCAACUCUGUGAUAUAUUUUAUAAAAUAUGUUGUAUAGCUUUAGUUUCAACAUGAGACUUAUUGUCUUGUAAGGAUAUUUUAAUAAUAAUAAAGUGUGAGCCUCACGCAGUGGUGUCCCAGGUGUCAUGUGGGUGUGAGUGGAAGGGAAAAGUGAGUGGCAGAUUGACCAGGCAGGCAAGGGCACUAUGUCUACCCUCCCUUUACAUCAGCUUCAAAUAAACAGGUAUACUCAUCUUUGCUUUAAAUAUAGGGUUCAGAAUAAAGUUCUGAUGUUAAAUAUUUCCAGUGAUUUAGGGCACAGGUGCUCAAGAGGGCCAGAGAAAGGGACUAGAGUAGCCUAGCAGAGAGCAUUGCAUGGUGACCGUAGAUGAGCUAGGCUAGAGUUAAAGAAGGGAUUGCCUCAACCCCAUUUUUAUAUCAGAUCGUGUAUUUUUGUGAAUUAAAAUUUUAAUUGUAAGUCAAAUUGGUGUUUUCACCAUGUUACCAACUUCUUUUGGUACAUACUAAAUAUGUAUGUACAUUAUUUAUAGUUUACCAGGACUGCUAUAAUAACAGAAUACCAGAGGCCAGGUAGCAUAAACAACAGAAAUAUAUUUUCUCACAGUUCUGGAGGUGGAAAGUGCAAGAUCCAGGUGCCAGCCAACUUGGUUUCUCCAGAGGCCUCCCUCCUUGGCUUAGAGGUGGCUGCCUUCUUGCUGUGUCCUAACACUGCCUUUUCUCUGUAUGCACACAUCCCUGGAGUCUCUCCCUCUUUUUAUAAGAACAACAGUCAUAAUGCAGUAAGGCCCCACUCUAACAGUCUCAUUGUAACUUAAUUAUUUUUUAAAGACCUUAUUUCCGGAUAUAGUCACAUUCUCAAGCACUAAAGGUUGGGGUGUCAACACAUCAAUUUCAGACUGGGGGAGACACAAUUGAGCCCAUAAUAGUAUAUUAUGAGAAUAAAAGUGGCUGCUGAUUUUUUAAAAAUGCUUUUAAAUGUAGGACUCAGCACUAAGUAUGUGCUUUAUGAACUGAAUUUGUUAAUGGGCUAAGGCAUAUAAGUGAACUUAAAAUGGACCGUGAAAGAACUAGUAUUCCAGAUUGAAAGUUUGAGGUGGAAUUGCAUUAUAAAGGAUGUGGAAUACAAGCUGGGAGGUAAGAGAACAUCUGGGGUCUAAUUCAACUGGGGAGAGCAAUGAGCGAGGUGUGAUUCUCUAGUUAACGAUGAUCUUGGCCAAGAUGUGCAAUGUACAAAGUAGAGAACUUUAAAGCAAUUCAGAGACAUUGAAAAUUAAAGUCAAUACAUAGUCUUUUUUCCAAUAUAAAUAAAUUCAACAUUCUCCUUGGGAAUGAACAAUUGAAUAGCUUGUGUUUCUCUGUAAGAGCUUUUGAAAUUAUUUAUAUUAUCCUCAUGACAGUGUGUCAAAACGAAACUAUUCUUAUAUCUUGUCAAAUUUUCUGUAUACUCAAGAAAAUGGGGAUGACUAGAAACUGUGAAUAUCUUCAUAUCUGUUUAUCUGAUAUUUUCUUUAAAGAAUUAUGUUUUUCUAAUCACUUUUUAAAAAAUAAGCAAACCUUGUAUUGUAAAAUGCUAGUUUGCACUCUUUCUCUGCUCCUAAUGCAUAAUUAAAUAGUAUACUAUCGGGCAUUUUGUAUAAUUUAUGUUUGUAUUGUAUGUAUUUUAGAAACGCGGGUGAGACUAAAACUGGGAAAAGAAAGUGUAAAAGCAAAAUAAGAAUAGCUUUCCUUUGUCAUUUAAUAUAUAAUGAUAAGUUCAUUUUAAUUAUGUGUAUUUACUUAUCCUAAAAUAAUAAUUUAUUUCAUGAAAUAUAUAAUCAGGAACAACAUAGUGUAACUGUAUUUAUAUAUAUAAACUUGUACUAACAAAAAUGCUUUAAAUAAUAAUCUGGAAACUACUCAAAGAAAUCAUUAUAACUAUAGAGAAGUGAUAAUAUAUGGAUAUAUGCAUCCACUGGUAAUCCAAGAUGAGUGAAGACUUAGAGUCAACAUGUAUGAAGUGUAAGAGCAGAGUUAUAGGAAUAAAUAUCCAGCUUCACACAAGUAUAUGCAGACACAUCUCCCUGGCCUCCUUGUGGCCACGGCCCCUGGGGAUUCUUGGUAACAUUAUAAAGACAAAGAUCAGUCUGGAAACAUUAUCCACUGAUGCAAAUGAGUGCAGGAUGUGCCUGGUCUCAAGUUCUUUAAAGAAGAAACUUGUGCCCAAAAUUUAAAAGAACAGGAUCAUCUCCCACAUUGCAAUUCUCUAAUUUAUUCCCAGUUAAACCUAUAAUUCAGAUAAAAUAUCAAUCUGUAAUAACACAAGAAGAAAUCUGAACUAUUUUAAAGAAAGGCAUAAGGGGUCUUCGGGAUUUUACUAUCUACAUAAUUAUUAAUUAGGCUGUGAAAUUU
This is a messenger RNA of Callithrix jacchus (white-tufted-ear marmoset), 3017 nucleotides long. Lineage: Eukaryota; Metazoa; Chordata; Mammalia; Primates; Cebidae. The record is from RefSeq and is a predicted model, not a curated record.